AUGCCUCCACGAUUAAAUCUUCUCACUUCCACGCGAUCAAUUCCUUAUAGACCGAAAGUGCAGGCGCAAUGGCUUGCACGACCGACCACGCGAGCGGCGCCGUGGCAAUCCCGCGCAUACUCCGAUUCGAAAGAUCCUCCUUCGGCAGACCGAUCAAAACGAAUUGAAUCGCAGCCUCUUCCACACAUCUCUGAAGAGGCAGCGAAGAUAGCGGAGAUAACAGGCACCCAAGGGCCCGAUGUGAACAAAGGAACACCUGUGGAAGAGGUCGUCAAGGGAGACAAGGAAGCCGAGAAGAAGCUUCCAAAGGUGAUGCAGGAUGCACUCAAGUCAAAAGCAAACUCUCCUCCGAAAGGAUCGCGCUCCUACUCCACGACCACGACGCCUAUCGGUGGAAACGGUGGUGGAAACGGUGGUGGGCUCGAUAUGGGACUCGUAGGCUUCAAUCCGCCUUUUACAACACCAGAGACACCAGGCUUGAAGUUCGGGAUGCCCACGCUUCCUCUGCCCAAGGACGGGCAUGUCAAGCAUCGGUACGACCCGGUGGUUGACCAGGUCACUAAUCUUUUGAUGCGACACGGCAAGAAGAGCAUUGCUCAGCGGGACAUGGCCUUAAUCCUCCAGCACCUCCGUACAUCGCCGAUUCCCACCAUUAACCCGUCCCGGCCUCUCCUUCCUGGUGCACCUCCGCCGUCGCACCUCCCUCUCAACCCUAUUCUGUACCUUACCCUUGCCAUUGACUCGGUUGCUCCUCUCAUGCGCAUUCGAAGUCAGAAAGGCGCCGCAGGUGGUGGUGUCGCCUUGCAAAUACCAGUGCCGCUUGGCCAGCGACAGAGACGGCGAGCGGCAGUGCAGUGGAUUCUCUCGGCAGCGUCGAAGAGGAGAAAUCGAGGAAGCGGAAAGGGCAGUUUUGCACAGAGAGUAGCGGAAGAGCUGGUCAGCGUGGUUGAAGGGCGAAGCUCCGUGUGGGACAGGAGGAACGGGGUGCAUAAGCUAGGUGUCUCCGCCCGAGCCAAUGUUGUCCUGCCGAGGAAGCGAUAGAACGUAUACAAUAUCUGAUCGGGCGCCAGAGGGAUGGGGAAUGAAGUGAAUAUUGUGGGGCAAAAGUUCAGCGGGAUAUUAUGCAGAGAUUGUGCAAGCGAGAGAAUAUCCACUCCUCCAAGCCCCUCAGCUACACAGGACUACUUCUCCAGCUUGCCGGCUCGCCCGUGUCCCGUGAGUACAGCCACAGAUUUAGCCUCGAGCUUCCAAGGACCCGCCCGGGCGACGCAAUCAUCAUGUGAUUGCGAUUGAUCAGCUUCCGAGGUCCUCUUGGCAUGAUUAGACAGAGGGCACAGGGCGCCGCGCGCAGACACAAUGAAGCGAUGCUGCCGCGUGUACGGAGAGGCGCC
Trematosphaeria pertusa is the source of this 1391-nucleotide messenger RNA. RefSeq names its product ribosomal protein S7. Gene Ontology annotation, molecular function: mRNA binding; rRNA binding; structural constituent of ribosome. NCBI's taxonomy places the organism in Eukaryota, Fungi, Ascomycota, Dothideomycetes, Pleosporales, Trematosphaeriaceae. The coding region runs from base 1 to 1041 and encodes 346 amino acids. Gene Ontology annotation, biological process: ribosomal small subunit assembly; translation. Gene Ontology annotation, cellular component: ribosome. The record is from RefSeq and is a predicted model, not a curated record. The transcript has 3 exons.